GGGUCCGAUUUCUCUCUCUCUCUCUCUCUCUCUCUGUGUGACAUUGGAGGACUUUUGCAGGUGGCAUUUAGAACAAAGGUGUUCCACCCAAACAUAAACAGCAAUGGAAGCAUUUGCCUUGAUAUCUUGAAGGAGCAGUGGAGCCCUGCUCUAACUAUCUCGAAGGUGUUGCUUUCAAUCUGCUCUCUUUUGACGGACCCAAAUCCCGAUGAUCCAUUGGUGCCGGAGAUUGCUCACAUGUACAAGACGGACAGAAACAAGUACGAGACAACUGCGAGGAGCUGGACCCAGAAAUAUGCCAUGGGCUAAAGGAAACAUGGUAUGUGCGAUGGAGGGAAACCUAUUAUCUCUGAGUAUUUAGCCUUGUAGCCCCAAGGAUGAAAUGUUCUUCCAUCACUUGAAUCUUGACAUUGUCUACGCAAGAGGUCCAUUAGCCUAUAUUGGUUGAAAAAUGAAAGAAACACCGGCUAUUUUUUAAUCAAUUGUUUGUAAUUGUGAUAUUUGGAACAAUACGUGUUGCAUAGAACUAAUGAAACUAUCCUUGUUUAUUUUUCAGUUAAAAA
This is a messenger RNA of Morus notabilis, 563 nucleotides long. Its product is annotated as ubiquitin-conjugating enzyme E2 10-like. Gene Ontology annotation, cellular component: nucleus. Gene Ontology annotation, molecular function: ubiquitin conjugating enzyme activity. The annotation marks the transcript as partial. Lineage: Eukaryota; Viridiplantae; Streptophyta; Magnoliopsida; Rosales; Moraceae. The transcript is spliced from 2 exons. Gene Ontology annotation, biological process: protein polyubiquitination. The record is from RefSeq and is a predicted model, not a curated record.